AUGGACUCAAUAAAUGGUGACAGGCAGUUUGAACAAACAAGCAACGUGUCAGUGUAUACAAAAAUCAUAGUUGCCUUGGCAUCUACAUUCUGCAAUUUUUUAAUUCAGUGUAUCUUCUACAGUUCCCUCACAGUCAUAAAAGAAUUUCAGGAAGAACGCAACUCGGAAGAAAAUGAAGACGUGCAACUAACAAUUGCAGGCUUGAUGUACAGUAUUUUUUUGAAAGAAGAAAACAACCACCGGUUCACAAUUGUUGGGUCCAUUCUGACUGCAUCCAGUCUUUUUUUAAGUUCAUUUCAAACCAACCAAACUGAAUUUAUAACCAUUUUUUGUGUGCUGACAGGAUUUGGUCUGGGUGCCAUAUACAUAUCCUCUUUAAAGGCUCUGUUAAUCGUCUUUAAAAAUAAUUGUAAAUUAAUGCUUGCAUUUGUUAUCGCAGCUUCAGAAAUAUCUUUCUUUGUCUUCGACCUGAUACUUUCUAAAUUAAUAUUACACUACGGUUGGAACGGCACAAAUCAGUUGUUGGCAGCCAUUGUACUAAACUGUUUGAUUUGUGGUUACUUUUUUAAAGUAGAAACUAGAAAAGAAACAAUGGUAAGUUUGAAGGAACAAUCUAGUUUGAAAAGCUAUGAUUCAGCUGAUAGUUGUGAUUACGACGAAGCAGUGCCACCAUCUUAUAUCAUGCAAAAAAUCAUAGAUGACAAAGAUAGACAGCAGUUUGAUUCGUCGGGUUCAUUGGAUGGGUACAUCAUAACGAAUGAUAAUGAAAUAAUACCGCCUCCAUUUCAGCGCACUACUUCCAAGAACUCCAUCGGCUAUUCAUCGUGUGCCUCACAUUUUGACGUAGAAAAUUCGGAAAUGAAGAGCACUGUAGACGCUUUCAAUGUCUACCUGCAGAAAAACGUUGACCCGGCUAAAAAGUUUGUUCAUUACAAAUACGGGAAUAAGGUAUUACGACUAACUUACAAUAUGGAGUACAAGUCUUUUACUGUAUUAAAUGGAGAAAAUAGAAAAGGCUUAUAUCCCUCCAUGAUAUUUAUGACCACAUAUUUUUUAAACGAAGAUAUGACAUUCUCACAAACAGUUACAAUCGUUAAAUUUAUGAUAGCCAUGAAGAUUUUAGUGAAACUUCCACUCGGAAUUCUCAGCAGCAUUCCUAAACUGUACGGCCUGACACUGUAUAGUGUUCUUCUUUUAAUGUUAAGUAUAGUUUUGUUUGUUCUGCCAUGGUUAACUACUUUCAAUGCAUUCAUCAUACACGCAAUGGUAAUGGGAUCUAUAAUAGUCAGUAAUAGAGCAAAAUUUGUAAACAUAGGUGCUCAAACUCUAUUGAAGUUAUAUCUUCUGAUCGACAUGUAUGGGCCCGAUAACUUUGUCCCAGCGCUUGGAUUGUUAUCGUUCUUUGAAGGGAUCAGUUCUUUCAUCGGACCACUUCUAUCUAAGUUACUGGACGAAAAGAUUGAAAACUUCAUAGAGAUAUUCUCAACUGCCGCUGGCCUGAUACUUUUCAGUUCAUUAAUCAGUCUUCUUCUCAGACAGAAACCCCACCCAUGCUUAAAAUGUAAGUAA
Molecule: messenger RNA, 1569 nt
Organism: Helobdella robusta
Lineage: Eukaryota; Metazoa; Annelida; Clitellata; Rhynchobdellida; Glossiphoniidae
Exons: 7
Coding region: 1-1569 (522 amino acids)
Biological process (GO): monocarboxylic acid transport
Molecular function (GO): monocarboxylic acid transmembrane transporter activity
Source: RefSeq, a predicted model, not a curated record